Mastomys coucha (southern multimammate mouse) is the source of this 2873-nucleotide messenger RNA. It is a transcript of the gene Vps4a, whose product is annotated as vacuolar protein sorting 4 homolog A. The record is from RefSeq and is a predicted model, not a curated record. Gene Ontology annotation, biological process: vacuole organization; endosomal transport. Gene Ontology annotation, molecular function: ATP binding; ATP hydrolysis activity. NCBI's taxonomy places the organism in Eukaryota, Metazoa, Chordata, Mammalia, Rodentia, Muridae. The transcript is spliced from 11 exons. Bases 181 to 1713 code for a protein of 510 amino acids.
CCGCCCCUCGCCCUGAUCUACCAGGCCCCACCCCCGUUGGCCCCACCCCUCACUCGGCUCCGCCCCUCAGCCCGGUUUCACUAGUCUUCGGGCGGAUCCUUCACCCAGAUCGCACCAGACCCCGCCCCCCGCCCCCGGCAGGCCUCGCCCCUCUAGGAGAGAUGUCUGCAGUUGCGGGCUAUGGCCACUAGGCGGCAGCCGCGUGACUCGGGCUGGGCCUCUCUGGGCCGCGCUCCUCGUUCACCCUCGGACUCGGCUCCGACUGCUAGUGGCAGCCCUGCCCGCGCCGAGAGCCGACCUGCCCGGCUCCUAAACGGCGGACCCACCACCUCGGCUCCUCCGGGCCGGACCGAGGCCGCAAGCAGCACCGCGGGGUGUGGGGCGGACCCAGGAUAUGAAAUGACAACGUCAACCCUCCAGAAAGCCAUCGAUCUGGUGACAAAAGCCACAGAAGAGGACAAAGCCAAGAACUACGAGGAGGCACUCCGGCUCUACCAGCAUGCUGUGGAGUAUUUCCUCCACGCCAUCAAAUAUGAAGCACACAGUGACAAGGCCAAGGAGAGCAUUCGAGCAAAGUGCAUGCAGUACCUAGACAGAGCGGAGAAGCUGAAGGAUUAUUUACGAAACAAAGAGAAACAUGGCAAGAAGCCAGUCAAAGAGAAUCAGAGUGAAGGCAAGGGUAGUGACAGUGACAGCGAAGGGGAUAAUCCAGAGAAAAAGAAAUUACAAGAACAGUUGAUGGGUGCUGUUGUGAUGGAGAAGCCUAACAUACGGUGGAAUGAUGUAGCUGGACUGGAGGGGGCUAAAGAGGCUCUCAAAGAAGCUGUGAUUUUGCCAAUUAAAUUCCCACACUUAUUCACAGGCAAACGCACUCCUUGGCGAGGUAUACUGCUCUUUGGGCCCCCAGGCACAGGCAAGUCCUACCUGGCCAAAGCUGUGGCAACAGAAGCCAACAACUCCACCUUCUUCUCUGUGUCCUCCUCGGAUCUGAUGUCUAAGUGGUUGGGGGAAAGCGAGAAGCUAGUCAAGAACCUGUUUGAGUUGGCCAGGCAGCACAAGCCUUCCAUCAUCUUCAUCGAUGAGGUGGACUCUCUCUGCGGGUCACGGAACGAAAAUGAGAGUGAGGCCGCCCGAAGGAUCAAAACAGAGUUCUUGGUCCAGAUGCAAGGAGUGGGGAAUAAUAAUGAUGGGACUCUUGUUCUUGGUGCCACAAACAUCCCCUGGGUGUUGGAUUCAGCCAUCAGGAGGAGGUUUGAAAAGCGAAUUUAUAUCCCAUUGCCAGAGGAAGCGGCCCGUGCCCAGAUGUUUCGGUUACACCUGGGUAGCACACCUCACAAUCUCACGGAUGCUAACAUCCAUGAGCUGGCUCGCAAGACAGAAGGCUAUUCAGGAGCAGAUAUCAGCAUCAUUGUGCGAGACUCCCUCAUGCAGCCAGUCAGAAAAGUACAGUCAGCCACACACUUCAAGAAGGUGUGUGGCCCUUCUCGAACCAACCCUGGUGUUAUGAUUGAUGAUCUUCUGACCCCAUGUUCUCCAGGAGAUCCAGGGGCCAUAGAGAUGACUUGGAUGGAUGUCCCUGGUGAUAAACUCUUAGAGCCUGUGGUUUGCAUGUCGGACAUGCUCCGGUCUUUGGCCACUACCCGGCCCACAGUGAAUGCAGACGACCUCCUGAAAGUAAAGAAAUUCUCUGAGGACUUUGGACAGGAGAGUUAAAGCUUCAUGUUGAUAAUGAAAUUGAGAGUUUGACUGGAGCAAAUUCAUGGGACUUCCUACACCAGUGGCCAGGCAGGGCCUGAAGUCGUGAAGUCAAUAGUAUUCCCUCCACUGCCUGGCUGCCAACCUAGUAGGACAAAGAAGGAGUCUCCUCAGCUGCAGAGAUGCUUCACCACGUAGGACACUUGACACUGGCUCUGCACACUUCACUACUGGAUGCUCACACAUUGCCCUGAUCUGUUUCCGUCUAACUUUUGUUUCCCUUAAUUAAUGCUGCUUUGAUUUCUGUCUUGUUUAUAAAUAAAGAGAAAAAUCAUCUGGAAAGUGUUAAGGAGUGGGAGCCACCAGGCCCCUGCUCUCACUCCUUUCCUCUUGACUUUGGCUACUUGUGAGCUGACUGUGCUAAAGUAGGAGAAGCCAUCCCACCCUCCUAAGCUUGCAUCUGGAGCUUCAGUCCCUCCUUGCAGGAGCUGAUGGCUUCUGUGAGCACAGUGCCGUUCCCACCAGGAAGACAGGCAGGCAGGCAGGCCUUCAUGGCUGCCUUCACUGAGAACUGAGCCCAGUCUCUGCUGCUCCUGUCCUGGAGAUGUCUAAUAAACCCUUUCCCUUCUUGAGCUAUUGGAGUCUUCUCAUUUUUGAUUCUAGUAUGGAGUUCUUUGAGAGUAAAGCUUACUUCUGGUAAGGCCCUCUGGAUUGCUCUGUUUGCUCAGCAGGGCAGGAAGCAGGGGUGCUCAUAAGGCCUGCACUGUAGUCAAGUGACAAGGCUUGCAAACCCCAAGGCUCAGGCAGACCCUAAACUCCCGAUCCUCUUGCUUCCAGCUCCAAAGGGCUGGGAUUAUAGGAAUGGUAAUGUUAGGUCUGUGUUCCCAUGAGACAACCUAGUAUCUGCUACUGAAUAGAUGCCACCCGGUUUAGAAGGUCCCCAGAUAAGGUACCCCUGGAAAUGCUGUGUGACACAGAUGACAAUCCUCCAAUAGCUGAUAUUCUGUAUUUUACUUCCUGAUGUUAGGAAUCAAACCCACGUCCCUCCACUUUAAGUACUGUUCUGUUGGAGCUAUAUAUGCUCCAGCUAUAAGUUGAAAAUGAAAGAGCCAGAACUGAAUCUGUAGCCAAGAUUAUAUUGGCCUUUCACUGUUUGCUUUGCUCUGAUUAAAAAGUGG